This is a messenger RNA of Sphaeramia orbicularis (orbiculate cardinalfish), 4191 nucleotides long. It is a transcript of the gene coro1ca, whose product is annotated as coronin, actin binding protein, 1Ca. Bases 133 to 1554 code for a protein of 473 amino acids. Gene Ontology annotation, molecular function: actin filament binding. The transcript is spliced from 11 exons. The record is from RefSeq and is a predicted model, not a curated record. Gene Ontology annotation, biological process: neural crest cell migration; actin filament organization. Lineage: Eukaryota; Metazoa; Chordata; Actinopteri; Kurtiformes; Apogonidae.
GUGGCGAAAGAGCAGACAGACUGAGUUGUGUCAGCACAGCAGCAGCUCCGGCAACACGGGAAUAAAUUGGGAUACAUUUUGGCUGUUAUAUCAUUCCAUUACGGGAAUAGUUUAAUUUUCCUCUCAGAAGAUAUGAGACGAGUUGUACGACAGAGCAAAUUUCGUCACGUCUUUGGCCAGGCGGUGAAGAAUGACCAGUGCUACGAUGAUAUCCGCGUGUCAAGGGUCACAUGGGACAGCGCCUUCUGUGCAGUCAACCCCAAAUUUGUUGCCAUAAUUAUUGAGGCCAGUGGUGGUGGAGCUUUCCUUGUUCUUCCUCUUCACAAGACUGGACGCAUUGACAAAGCCUACCCCACAGUGUGUGGACACACAGGCCCAGUUUUAGACAUUGACUGGUGCCCUCACAAUGAUCAGGUCAUUGCCAGUGGCUCGGAGGACUGCACAGUGAUGGUGUGGCAGAUUCCUGAAAAUGGCCUUGUGUCUUCAAUGUCUGAGCCAGUAGUGGUACUGGAGGGCCACUCCAAGCGAGUGGGUAUCAUCACAUGGCACCCGACAGCACGCAAUGUGCUUCUCAGUGCAGGUUGUGACAACCAGAUCAUCAUAUGGAACGUGGGCACCGGUGAGGCCAUGAUCACCCUGGAGGACAUGCACCCUGAUGUCAUUUACAAUGUGUGCUGGAACCGCAACGGGAGCCUUAUCUGCACCGCCUGCAAAGACAAGUCUGUCCGUGUCAUCGACCCCCGCAAGGAGACUCUUAUUUCUGAGAGGGAGAAGGCACAUGAGGGCGCUCGGCCCAUGCGAGCCAUUUUCCUGUCUGAUGGGAACAUCCUCACCACAGGUUUCAGUCGCAUGAGUGAGAGACAACUAGCUCUGUGGAACACGGCAAAUAUGGAAGAGCCCAUGACUGUGAAUGAGAUGGACACCAGCAAUGGUGUGCUUUUACCCUUCUAUGACCCAGACACCAAUGUUGUUUACCUUUGUGGAAAGGGUGAUAGCAGCAUCCGCUACUUUGAAAUCACAGAGGAGGCUCCAUAUGUUCACUUUCUCAACACUUUCGCCACAAAGGAGCCCCAGAGAGGCAUGGGCUACAUGCCAAAGAGGGGUCUUGAUGUCAAUAAGUGCGAAAUAGCUCGGUUUUUUAAACUGCAUGAACGGAAGUGUGAGCCUGUUGUGAUGACCGUACCUAGAAAGUCGGACCUGUUCCAGGACGAUUUGUACCCAGACACAGCUGGGCCGGACCCUGCCCUGGAAGCAGAGGAUUGGUUCGACGGCAAGAACGGAGAACCCAUCCUCAUCUCCCUCAAGAAUGGCUACGUCCCGGGCAAGAACCGUGACCUCAAGGUGGUCAAAAAGAACAUUUUGGACAACAAGGCAUCCAAGAACACAGAGAACUCAACUCCUGCCAACAAGUCUGCUUCCCCAGCUCCAUCGAUUAAAUCUGAAGCCAAGCUGGAGGAGAUCUUGAAAGAAAUCAAAUCCCUCAAGGACCUGGUGAGCAGUCAGGAGAAGCGAAUCAUCAAACUUGAAGAGCAGAUGUCCAAAAUUGCCAUUUAAGGACCCCUUUACCCAACCCACUACAAUUCAGGACGUUCUAUUGGCUGGGCGGUGGGCAGGACCUGUCACUGCUUCUCUCUAUGACAGUGUUUCCUCUGAGGCCUGCCAGCAACGACCCCCAGCAACAUUCCAGAUGAACGUUUUCUUAGCCAGCCCCUUACCCGCAAUUUAACACAGGUGGAAUAAGAAGGAUGAGUUGCAAAUUUAGAGGAAAAUAUUCUUGUUUUUCAGUGACAAAGGACUCUAUUCCUUUUAUUCUGUGGCAGUCAUUUUUAGUGUGUAUUUGUAUAAAAAGCUCUUACUUUAUUAUUUUCAUUUCAGUAAUAUGUCCAAGAAAAUUCCAGUGUCAACUCUCUCCCUUUACUAUUGUACACUCAAAUAUUUUUGGUAGAUGUCAGUAUUUCAUCUUCUGACAACCCCCCCCAAAGUCUCCCAAAAGGACAUUGCCAUGUUUAUAAUUUGUGUUGAAACCUCCUAACAGUAUGUUUCUAUUGAGUGCAAACAUUCUAUGCCAGAGCUGUAGACUGCAAAGAAAAUGGGGAUUUCAUCAAAAAUUCAGUAUGAAUUUAAAAUAAAAUCAUCUGGAAAUUUAUGAUUAGUAAAUUAACAUUAUAAACAAUGUAAUUACUCAAAUAAAUUCUGUUGUAAGGCACAUUUAUCUGCAACAGUUCACAUUAAGCACUCUGACUGGCCAUAAAAGACAAGUCCUUCUCUUUGUCAAAGCUGCACAAAUCAGCAGCAGAUUUCACUCUUUCUUUUCUUCAUCAUCUUCUUCCUUUUUGUUUUCUUUCCUGUUGCUUCCUGUCUGUCUGACAUGCUCUGCUGACAGUGGACACAAUAUUCCAUAUAAACAUGCAUUCCUUUCAGUCUUUCUAUAUUAACGUGCUGUAUGAAAAAAUGACACAUUCCACAGACCUUAUUGGCAGUUUGUAAUGUUGGGGAAAAUCCAAUGCUCUACUGUAGUGACACAGUUGCACUGGUUGGUUUUCUUUGUGAUGUUUUUGUGCUGCCCAUGGAAAAAGUAAGUCUUUUUGCAGAGGACAUCUGCUCCCUCUGCUUUGUUUUUGUAAGAGGUUUCAUCACCAGCCUCACUGUUAUCCACAGGGUUUCUCAAUACAUUUGUAGUCAAGUCUAGUGGGAUUAUUUUCUGUCUCUUCCGUUAUAACCCAACCUCUGAUUUGGUUUAUCUGUCCAAACAAAUUAGGAAUUGAUCUGAAAUGACACCAAGUAAUCACACAUCGAUUUGACUAUUUGAAACCAUCAGGUGAUUAAACUGGAGUUUGCUACAGAAGCUGUUUAUGACUGAUCUUAAAGGCCUGGAGUAUGUAAUUAUGUGCCUCAUGUCUUUGGCCUUUUAAGUCGUGGUCAUUAUGGAGUAUUCUGCUUUAUUUCUAAUGGGGGGUUAAUGAAAUCAACUGGCAGUAGAAUGUUCUAGACCUAUCUUGGAUGAAUUGAAUAGUUGGGUUAUUUGUACUUAAUCUUUCCUUAAUUUUAACCUUUUUUUCUUGUUCCAGCUGUGCUUAUAUCCCUCUUAGCACUUCCACUACUUGGUUUUUUGUAAUGGUUAUUUCGGAAAUGUUCCCUGUUUAGUCUAGCUAUGGAACCAUUGAACUGUCCAAUCUGAGCUGUUUUGCUGGAUCAGCCAGCUCUUUUCUUCCCCCCCUCAUGUUUUAGAUUUGUUUCCCAGUGGGAAGCUGAGACGGGUAAUGGUUCAGUCUGUUGUUUGCCUUCAAUUCUUGUUACCACUGUUAAGACCUGAAAGUGCCAUAGAGAUGACCAUGGAAGUGUUUUAGGGGACUGUUGUGUGAGUAGAUUUAUGUAGAAAAUGGAAGAUUUGUUAGGUGCCCAGAUUGAAAACCACUUUGAGGUGCUAUACCUGGUACAAACGCUGUAUUCAGUGGACUCUUUACGUCCUUUAGUCCUGCCAGCCCAUCAUGAUCAGGGUUUGUCAGAAGCAUUGCGCGCCUGACAUUAUAAAACUUUGCACCACGGUACGGGUAUUAUAAACUGAUGUCAAACCAAGAAGCGCAGUCAUCAUGGCUUUGACAUGCAAUCCUCAAUUUGAGGAGCUAGUCAUUUCAAAUAGUGGAAGGAAAUCUACAGAGUGCUACAGAAAUGUGGGUCUGUCUUAUAUUCUACUGCCCCGUCGUAUCUAUCAGACUGCCACUCUAUAGAUUAAUUUUAGUACUGUCGGCACAAGAGCUAAGUUUUGAGGAGUAGUGAAUAACGAUCCAAAGGGACACUGUAGGUCGGAGAAGCGUGCAGUUGAAAGGAUAGAUGUAUGUUUGUAAUUAAGGUCUAGACAAAUGAGUGAAAGCUGUGUAAAUAACAUGACCAUAUUUUCUGUAAUGUUUUUUUGUUUUGUUUUGUGGUUGUGCUGAAGAGGGUAUCUGUAUGGGAGGUGGGUUUUAAAUGUUUCCCCUUGUCUGUGUUCCCUGCACCUUGCCAUAAUGCGUCAUGAGAAAAGCAGAACCUUAUAUUAGAGGUCGUAUGAUUAUCACAAGAAAGUAAAUCUGACAAAAACAAACCAGGAUGAAGCCUCGUGUGGAGGUCAGCUCUGCAUUUUUGUUCAUUACUCUUGCUUCAACUAUCAAACAUUGAUUAUAAGAAAAAUUAAUAAAGAAUUUUUAAAAUGGA